Bipolaris maydis ATCC 48331 is the source of this 2637-nucleotide messenger RNA. The record is from RefSeq and is a predicted model, not a curated record. NCBI's taxonomy places the organism in Eukaryota, Fungi, Ascomycota, Dothideomycetes, Pleosporales, Pleosporaceae.
AUGGAGAACACCAGCACAGCGGAAGCGCAACCACCGACCACGGAUACGCCCGCCAAGAAGGGACGACGAGGGAAACGGGACGCUGGGAACGACGACUCGAAGAAGAGGAGGUGCAUUUCUUCCGCCUGUGUGCCUUGCAGGAAGCGCAAGUCCAAGUGUGACGGCACUACACCAGCUUGCUCGGCCUGUGCCGCCGUUUACAACACGCCAUGCAUCUACGAUCCGAACUCGGACCACCGCCGCAAGGGCGUCUACAAAAAGGACAUUGACAACCUCAAAACGCGCAACUCAACCCUCCAGACCCUUAUCCAAGCCAUUCUCAACUAUCCCGAGGAAGCAGUUGCAGACCUAGUCCAGCAAAUCCGCACAUGUGAGAGCCUCGACUCGGUCGCUGAGGCCAUCAUCGCCAAGGAAAAUGGAGAAGAGGAUGACGAUGAGCCCUUCAGUCCAAUCGCACCGCCCGCAGCGGCGCCUCCAGAGGGAAGCUUUGAGAGCCAACUGAGUGGCAAGAUGGGCGAGCUGCGGCUCGAGGAUGGUUCUACAAGAUACAUUGGCGGAACGUCGCAUCUCAUCUACCUGGGCAAGGGCAACGACACCGUUGACUCGCCCGACACGUAUUCGGACGACCAGUUCCAAGAGACGCAGGACCCAUUUUGCUCAUGGACUACCGUGACCUCGGACCCGGAGCUGGUGCAGCAUCUGAUCAGCAUGUACUUUUGCUGGCACUAUAGCUUCUUCACAACCCUAUCGAAGAAUUUGUUUCUGCAGGAGUUUAGGCUUGGCAAACCGCUGCCGGGAUCUGGAAGGAAGAAUCAGUACUGCUCGCCCUUGCUGGUCAAUGCCAUGCUGGCACUCGGAUGUCACUUCACAUCAUGGCCUGGUGCCAGAGCCAUACGCGACGAUUCAGCAACGGCUGGAGACCAUUUCUUCAGGGAGGCCAAGCGACUGAUUAUGGAGGAUGAUUUGCACGAAGUCCCUGCAUUAACCACAGUCCAGGCUUUGGCCUUGAUGUCCGUACGCGAAGCCGGUUGUGGGCGGGAAGCAAAGGGCUGGGUGUACAGCGGCAUGUCCUUCCGGAUGGCAUGCGAUCUCGGCCUCAAUCUGGGCAUGCAUAGCAAGGAUGUCAUCGAUGAGAAUGAGGAGGAUGCACGAAGGAUCACAUUCUGGGGCUGCUUCUUGUUCGACAAGUGCUGGAGCAACUACCUCGGGAGAUUACCUCAAUUGCCCAACACGAUUCUUACAGUACCCAAGUUCGACGUCUUCCCUGUUGAGGAUGCAGAGACAUGGAGCGCAGUCACAGACUCUGGUCUAAGUCAAGCACAUUCGCAGCCUAGUAGGACGCGGGCAGUUGCUCUCCAAAUUUCAAAGCUCUGUGAGAUUUCUAGCGAUCUGAUGAAUGCUUUCUACAACCCCAUUGACAUGGAUAAGGCCAAGGGAAGGCAAGCAGAGCUAAAGAAGCUCAGUGAGAUACACAUGAGGUUGGAGACGUGGAGACGGGAGCUCCCGAAAGAGCUAGAGCCGAAAGAGGGUGGCUUGCCCCAUAUGCUUGUCAUGCACAUGUUCUUUCAGUUGCUCUACAUCCAUCUCUUUCGUCCAUUCCUAAAAUAUAACCCAAACAAUUCACCACUUCCUGCCCAUGUCUCUCCCCGAAAGCUCUGUACCCAGGCUGCUGCCAUGAUUUCCAAACUACUACGGUUAUACAAGCGAUCACAUGGCCUGCGGCAGAUAUGCAAUAUCUGCGUAUAUAUCGCGCACUCUGCGUGCACAAUACAUCUUCUCAACCUACCCGAGAAGAACGCAAAGCGCGACAUCAUCCACGGUGUCAAGCAUCUGGAGGAGAUAGCAGAAGGAUGGCUGUGCGCCCGACGAACACUUGGAAUCCUCAGCGUACUGGCAAAGCGCUGGAACGUCGAGCUACCAGAAGAAGCUGCCACGGUGCUUUCCCGUACUGAUGCCAAGUUUGGUCCCUGGAGUGAGGUCAGCACUCCAAAAGCACAGCGCCGUGCGUCUGUACAGACCAACCAGCAUCCCUCACCGGCGGACCAGGCUUCACCGAGUCUACAACCAUACAGCAUGAACGUGGCCAACAUGACAGCACCACAACUGUAUAACCGAACAGCCAUAACAAACAAUAGCUCCCAACCUCCUACUACGCCCCAGAGUUACUCGGCUACCCUGAACGCUCCUACUCCAGCCUCGACACAAGGACGCCGAUCCGUCGAUGGUGGCCACACCACGGCUGGGAACUCGCCAAGCCAGCUCUUUGGUGGUGUUGAUCAACUUCUACGCGAAGGGCAGGAUUGGAUCUACCGCGAUCAAACACAACUUGCAACUGAUUUCGAAAAUUGGAACCCCCAAGGAGUAGAUGAUAUAGCAAGUUGGUUUGCCAGCACAGCUAAUUCCACAGGGGUCUUCCAGCCUACGACCAAUGUUGCUCCUAUUACCAGCAAUGAGAUUAACGGUGGUCCGGUGGGUGGCGGUGGUGAUGAUGGCAUCAUAGCCGCUACUAAUGGAUAUCCCAACGGGAGGUUCAAUGACAAUGCCAACAAUUCCAAUGUCAAUGGGUUUGGGGCCAUGGCGCUCAAUGGCGCAGGCUUGCAAGGAUUCACCUACGAUGAACAGAGUUGGUACCAAUGA